AUGAAGUACCAAUUCACCGUCGCCGCCUUUGCCGGCUCUGCUUUCGCUUCCCUCGAGGCCUACGGUGCCCCUCCACCAGCCUACGGUGGUGAGGAGGCUGUCUCCAGCUCUUCCUCUACCUCUGCUGCCCCAACUGCCCCAGUCUACGGCGGCGAGACCACCUCAUCUACCGCUGCCCCAUCGACAACUGCCCCAGCCUCGCCAGAGUCGACCACCUCCGCACCAACUGCUCCAGGCUACGGUGGUGACAAGACCGUCACCGACGUCGUCAGCUCCUACGUUACCUACUGCCCGGAGCCAACCCAGUUCACCCACGAGGGCAAGACCUACACCGUCACCGCCGCCACCACCCUCACCGUCUGCCCCAAGUGCGAGGAGUCCACCUCAUCGGCCUCCGAGUCCAAGACCAAGCAGCACCCAGAGACCACCGCCGAGACCACCGCCCCCACCGCACCAGUCUACGGCGCCCCAUCCUCCACCAAGCCAGUCGAGAACUCCCCAGAGCAGAGCACCGCCUCCAGCUCGGCCCUAACUGCUCCAGUCUACGGUGCUCCAUCGUCCAGCUCCGGCAUCCAGACCGCCACCGUCCCAGCACCAUACCCAACCGGCAACGGCACCACCCCAGCCGGCCCAACCGGCACUGGCGUCUCUGCCAGCGGUACCGCCCCACCAGCCUACACCGGUGCCGCUACCCAGCUCGCCGGUGGCGCCGCUGCUGGUGUCGCUGGUCUCUUCGCUGCUUUCUUCUUGUAG
Messenger RNA from Fulvia fulva, 753 nucleotides. RefSeq lists its product as uncharacterized. NCBI's taxonomy places the organism in Eukaryota, Fungi, Ascomycota, Dothideomycetes, Mycosphaerellales, Mycosphaerellaceae. Bases 1 to 753 code for a protein of 250 amino acids. The transcript is spliced from 2 exons. The record is from RefSeq and is a predicted model, not a curated record.